AUGAGCUCAACACUUGACGUUAAGUUGAACCGUAUCAGCCAUACCUUUCAUCCACAUGAGACCGUAGAGGGCCAAGUCAUUAUCUCGUCGCCCAAGGGAUUUGCUCACCAAGGUCUGGCCAUGAGAGUAGAAGGCAGCGUUCGGCUGCAGCUAUCAGCCAAAACCUCUCGACUGUCCGAUCCUUCUCACGACGAUGCAGCACCGAUGGAGCUCGUGUACUUCCAUCUGCCCGUAGCCCCCGCGGGUAAAGUUCCAGCCGGUGUUUCCAAGUUUCCAUUCAAGUUUGAGCUGCAAGGCAACGAUGGCCAGGAGCUGCUCGAGACGUACCACGGCGUUUACGUCUUUGUGAAGUACGAAAUCGUCUGCGAUUGCGUCCGUGGCAUCAUGAAGAACAAGUUGCACAAAACACUGGAGUUUGUGGUGGAGGUGCCACUGCGAAAGCCACUGCUGGACUCACCAGAAGAGUUCUACAUCACCCCAGAGUCAUUGGAAAAGAGCCAAAUGCGAAAUCUGUCCACGAUGCCGUAUUUCCAUAUUACAGGCAAAAUUCACCGCACAAAGUGUCCUGUGAAUCUGCCGUUCACAGGCGAGAUUAUUGUCGAGGAAGCAGUGAGUCCGAUCAGGUCUGUUGAGAUUCGGUUGAUUCGAGUAGAGAGUGUCGCACAUGAUAGUGGAGUUACGAGAAAUGCGACGGAGGUCCAAAAUGUUCAAAUCGGAUGGGGCGACGUAUGCCGUCAAAUGGCAAUCCCUAUUUAUAUGAUUUUCCCACGUUUGUUCACGUGUCCAACAAUGCGAACCCCAGCGUUCAAAGUUGAAUUCGAAACAAACGUCGUCGUUCUCUUCGAAAACGGCAACAUGAUCACCAAGAACUUCCCUGUCGUGUUAUACCGAUAA
Messenger RNA from Hyaloperonospora brassicae, 894 nucleotides. The record is from the annotation of a GenBank genome assembly. Lineage: Eukaryota; Oomycota; Peronosporomycetes; Peronosporales; Peronosporaceae.